Molecule: messenger RNA, 970 nt
Organism: Prionailurus viverrinus (fishing cat)
Lineage: Eukaryota; Metazoa; Chordata; Mammalia; Carnivora; Felidae
Exons: 4
Coding region: 350-772 (140 amino acids)
Source: RefSeq, a predicted model, not a curated record
CAGUGUGUGGCCUCAGGUGAAUGAAAUGUUGUUUUAAGCCUGAGCAAGCAGGUUAGCCUUACCAAAGGUAAUCUUGAAUUCCUGUGGCCGCAGUGGAGAACUUCGACAUAAAGCUCAUCCAUUCAGGAGGUGCCCUAGAGCCAAGCACUCACCAUAGGGGUAGGGGGAAAACUGUUUUUCCUCCUCUAAAGUUUCAGGUGGCCAGAGUGUGACCCUCUGGGACACGCCACACACUCCAGGGCCUGCGGAUGGGAUCCUGAGGAAACUGGCAGAAGCCUGUGAAAGGGUGGCCUAUGGUCGAUUGAAUGGUGAUGACAUCUGGGCCAGGAAGAAGUCAAGGAGACUCCCGAUGAUUCCUGGUGGUAUUUACAGCUCCAAGUCAGAAGCCCAGCCCGUGGAAGAUGACAGCCCCAAAGCCUUUCCUGUGUUAGGGGAGCUAUCGAACUCACAUAAUGACAUAAACGAGUCGGUGUUCAUCUGGGGAAUCUCAGACAAAGCAACCCAGAGGAAAACCAUCUCUGUCGAUGAAGGUUUGUUUCACUUGCAACAGAAAAAGCAGCAGCAGCAGCAGCAGCAGCAGCAACAGCAGCAGCAGCAGCAGCAGCAGCCGCGACCGGAGCCCGUGCACAGGCUGGGGAGAGGUAAAGGGAGGCUGAAGCUGCCACAUGGACAUCCAGUUCUACCAACUCCUCUGUCUGGAUUUUGGAGAAGAACAAAUAGAAAAUUUGAGGGAGAAGACUUGAGAAUGUAUACAGCGAAACACAAAUGUUGAUUCUGUUUCAGUAUAACAGUGGAUAUCACUGGCGGCCUGGUUGGGUCACUGAAGCUGUGAGCAUUUCCCCACCAAUCCACUGGGAAGGAUGAAGCUGAGGAAGUCUUACAGGGGAAACACCACUUCCCUCGUGGGCUGUCCCAGGAGCAUCGCGUGAAACUUUGAUUUUGCAUGUGCCCCAGGCCCUGCUCCAAAGAA